AUGCCCCCUGGUAUCAGGACUUCCAUCAGCAGAAACAACAUCAAGUAUAACUCGGCCUGGGUCUUGUCAUUCUUGACCACAUCACUCGUUCUCACUUGGCCUCAUCUCUGCCUCGCCAUUCCUUCACCAUCAAACGGUCAGCCUGACUUGUCUCCGAGAGGCAACAACAACCCACUAAACAUCGAUUGGGAUCCCGCUCCGGCACCAGAAGACGGCCCUCCAUUGUCACGAGGUGCUAUCCGUGACCCGGCGUAUCUCCCAGCACAGAUUGGCGGCAUUGUUGGUUCGUACGCGGUAUCGUUGGUCAUUGUUGCCAUUCUUCUUCUUGUGCUUUCCAAAGGACGGCGUCAAGCUUUGAUCAACGCCGACCUUCCAGACGAAGACAAGUAUCUCAACUUCAACCCUCUCCCGGCAUACCUUCAGCAAACAGAGGAGGAGUUCAAGCAGACACUUGCUCAGUUCCAUCAACAAGAACUAGGAGAGCAGUUCUACCAGCAGCAGCAAGAGCAGGGACAAUUCCUGCCACCACUUCCAACGCUUCAGAUCCCACAGAGCCCAUACAGGAACUGGGGAUUCAGAGAAGGACCACUUAGCGCAAGCAGGUCGCAACACUCAGUCAUCUCUGCUGGUUCACCAACCUCGACGGUUCUCGCAGCCGGUUACGAUCUUUCAGUUGACCAGACGGUAAUCCGACACGACAGAGCCAUGGCGCAACAACAGCUAGAAGAGAUGUACAAGCAUGUGAUGGAGCAGGAGGAGGCAAAGGCAGAGGGGAGGCAGUACAUACCACCAAACCUACCAAGGCCCUCGGUGUCAUCAUUUGCUUCCCAGCAGCAACAACAGCAACAAGCACCAGGAACCAUCCGCAAGAACAAGCCUUCCAACCUGAACCUCUCCAAGGAAAAAGAAGAGAAGCAAUCCCGCGGCUCCUCUCUCCUCAACUUCCUCAAAUCCCCCAAGAAGAACAAGGCCCCGCAAGGCCUCUCCAUCUCUUCGCCCAUCAUGACCCCGAUGUCCGGCACUUUCCCCCGUGGCUACCAUCCCGACGUCGACGGGCAAGAGAUGAACCCCAUCCCGCCUCGCCACUACGCCCCCGCCAAGCCACCUCCCAUCCCCUCGGACGUGCUCCCCUUCCGCCGUCAAAACAGCGGCCAGCAAGGGCAAUACCCCACCCCUGACAUAUCCCCCGUAAGCACUCAAUCCAUCGACCAACGGAUCGACAUCGCCCUGCACCGGCCUCCACAGCGCGAGGGAUCCCGCUCCGACGAGCGUCUCCCCUCGCACGUCCGCGACCCCUCCGCCGCCUCCAACGCCUCUUCCCUGACGGGAGACGCCUACCUCGCCGACCCGCCCUCCGCCGUCUCCGAGCGCUCCACCUCUGGCCUCGUCUCCGGGACUGUCGGCCUCCCCUCCUCCCCUCGCCCCGGCGUCAACCGCUUCCCCAGCCUUGACUCAACACGUACCCUCCCCUCCUCUCCCAAACCAGGCGCUUCUUUCUCCUCUUCGCGCUCCGGCGCCUCUGGAACUUCUUCCACCCUCCGCCCUAACGCUCCGGCCCCUCUUAACUCCCUCAACGGGAACGCCUCCUCCUCUGCCGUCCGCGCCGGCGGCGCCUUGCCGCUUCGCGCUUACGAACCCUCUCUUGCCUCGCCCACCAGCGGUAGCCAAACGACGAAGCAAACCGUCUUCACGAGGCAGGCUAAUGGCCCGUUGUCACCGGGCAUGAAUACUGCUGGGUUGAGGACGCCCUGGACCGGCGCGCCCGUGCCGUAUAGUCCUUACCAGCCCUUUUCGCCGGUAGUGCCGAUUACCCCGUCUUUGGUCACCAAGGCGGAUAGGAAGAGGAUGAAGAGGUUUGAGCCGAAGACGCCUACGGUGGAGAUGGUGAGGAGUGAGGAGGAGAUUUGGUAG
Neurospora tetraspora is the source of this 1911-nucleotide messenger RNA. RefSeq lists its product as uncharacterized. The transcript has a single exon. Bases 1 to 1911 code for a protein of 636 amino acids. NCBI's taxonomy places the organism in Eukaryota, Fungi, Ascomycota, Sordariomycetes, Sordariales, Sordariaceae. The record is from RefSeq and is a predicted model, not a curated record.